This is a messenger RNA of Gossypium raimondii (Peruvian cotton), 984 nucleotides long. RefSeq names its product abscisic acid receptor PYR1. Lineage: Eukaryota; Viridiplantae; Streptophyta; Magnoliopsida; Malvales; Malvaceae. Bases 148 to 780 code for a protein of 210 amino acids. The transcript has a single exon. Gene Ontology annotation, cellular component: nucleus; cytoplasm. Gene Ontology annotation, molecular function: abscisic acid binding; signaling receptor activity; protein phosphatase inhibitor activity. The record is from RefSeq and is a predicted model, not a curated record. Gene Ontology annotation, biological process: abscisic acid-activated signaling pathway.
AAGCAACCAACAUGAAACCCCCCCUCCACCUGCCUGCUUGGCGCUUUCACUGCCACCCCUCAUUUUAACUCCCUCCAUCUUUCCCCAUCAUCGAUUCCCUUAUAACCCCCUAAUAAACCCACGCCUUAUCUUCCUCUUCCCUUUUCAAUGGCAGUCUCAAAACCCGCUCCUUUCUCUUCCUUCUCCCAAACCACCACUCACCACCUCACCCUUCCCCCCGGCAUAUCCCACGACGAGUUCCACGACUUAAUCCCUUCCAUAACUCAGUUGCACACCUACUCAGAUGGUCCCGGAAAAUGCUCUUCCUUAUUAGCCAAACGUAUCAGCGCCCCACACGACCUUGUCUGGUCCAUCGUCCGCCGUUUCGACAAACCCCAAGCUUACAAACAUUUCAUCCAAAGCUGUGCCGUUGAACAAGGUUCGCAAAUGGUGGUGGGGUGCACGCGUAAGGUCAACGUGAUCUCCGGCUUACCUGCUGAUACCAGCACCGAGAGACUGGAUAUUUUAGACGACGAAAGACGGGUCACCGGGUUUAGUAUCAUUGGAGGGGAGCACCGAUUGAGGAAUUACCGGUCUGUGACGACUGUACACGGUUUCAAUCGUAACGGGAAGAUCUGGACCGUCGUUUUGGAAUCUUACGUUGUCGAUGUUCCGGAAGGUAAUACGGAGGAAGACACGCGGCUGUUCGCCGAUACCGUUGUGAAGUUGAACUUGCAAAAGCUGGCGUCUGUUACCGAAGGGUUGGCGCGUGAUGAUGAUAAUGACGGUAAUAAUUCAUAGUUGAUGUUAAAAAAAAACACACGAGGGAAAAUAUAUGUACAUAUUAAAAUGAAAAUUUGUCUCUUUUCCUUUUACGGUGAGUUUUUGUGAGUAAUUUAAGUUCAUAAUAAGUUGUCUUUUCCUUUCUGAAUUUGGAUCAAUAUGAUCCAUUGUAAGGGCGUUUGAGUGAGUUUAUAUAUAUUCAAGUUUUUAAUUUUACAACAA